Spea bombifrons (plains spadefoot toad) is the source of this 3428-nucleotide messenger RNA. RefSeq names its product leucine rich repeat containing 4C (gene LRRC4C). Gene Ontology annotation, biological process: modulation of chemical synaptic transmission; synaptic membrane adhesion; regulation of axonogenesis. The coding region runs from base 1341 to 3257 and encodes 638 amino acids. Gene Ontology annotation, molecular function: cell-cell adhesion mediator activity. Lineage: Eukaryota; Metazoa; Chordata; Amphibia; Anura; Pelobatidae. The record is from RefSeq and is a predicted model, not a curated record. The transcript has 5 exons. Gene Ontology annotation, cellular component: glutamatergic synapse; plasma membrane; postsynaptic density membrane.
UUCUAAUGCCUCUGUAAAUAUGGGCUUCAUUUCCAUUGCAGAGAGAGAGGGAGAUGCAUGCGCUUCCUAUGCAGCAGGGGUCGGCUUUGCCUUCGUAUGCAUUACACAUUAAAUCUUCUGUACAGCCCUACUUAGCAAGCAGGGUACAGUCUUCUAGUAAUGGCCAAAUGACUACAGCACAUUCCUACCAAACAGCCUCCCUGCUUCAGAUUCCUAAAUGAUUUAGCACCUCCUCUAUGUCCCUGCUGUAGCCAAUGCCACAGAUGCUGCUCAGCUGAAUCAACUGCUGAAUUCACAGAGAUCCAAGAACCUUCAACAUUCUGAGCAGAAGAAGAAGAAGAAGAAGAAGAAGAGGGGUGAGACACACAAGCAGUGUUAAGGACUCUGUCUUCAAGAAGCUUAUUCCAACUCCCCCAUCCCCUAAGCUUUAUGUUCAGCAUCAGAGAGCCAUGCAAAAAUGCAGUAACACAGCAGUCAGAGCAAGCAGAGACUAGGUGCUGAUGGAGAGCUUUGGUCUUGCAGCAAAGGAAGACUGGAUGACUGUGUUGAUGAUGACCCUGGUCCAUAUUUGAUUGGGUUGGUUUGGUUUUGGGGCAUCAGGGAUAUUUGCUGGGAUUUACCUGUGGUUUGAAGAUUCCCUGGAUUUGAUACGUUCUGAAUUCCCAGCUUGGAGGUAGCCAUGCCAUCUGCAGAACCCAACAGGUCAACUGUGGUCCAUGAGCCAGACCACUAGUGUUGUGUGGUCCUAUGCAUGACACCCAGGUGGCUGCGUACACUCCAAUGGGUCUGUGGUGCUGCUGAGCGGAGGAUGUUUUAUAAAAGGCUGUAAACCUGCAUUGGGGAAAACUAAUGGAUGAAACUGAAGGAACAUUUUAAGCCAUCCUAUCCAUAUAUUUAUAUAUUUCACCCACUGCUCCAUGUGACUUACAAAACUGAUACACAUAUGCAGUGAUUGAAGCAAAGCAAUCCCUUAGACAAGUUCUAAGGUGGAUCAAUACCUUGUCAAAUGGGUCCUGGGAGACAGAGUGGCUCGUAUUCCAUUAUCCAGGGGAAAAGCGGGAACAGGUGAGAGCCGCUCAUUCAAAUGCAAAGGCCUCUUGGUACAUGGGAAGCCCAGGUGGAAUUUAUGGCAGAACACGGGGUUUCAUCGUGUCGAUGAAUCAUGGGAAUGAGCUGUGACCAAGAGGAGGCCACAGGGAGACACGUCAGCGAAAGGGACUGGACUUUAUAACUAAAACCCAAAUCUCACCAGGAGCAAAAAAAAAAAAAACAUAAAAAACAAAAACCUGCCCCUAUAGACUACUGGAAAUCCUGAAGGACCAAACACAAACAAAUUAUGAAUGUUGAACAAGAUGACAUUACACCCACAGCAGAUGAUGAUAGGUCCUAGGUUCAACAGGGCACUAUUUGACCCCCUUUUUAUUGUGCUUUUGGCUCUCAAGCUUCUCGUGGUGGCCGGAUUAGUAAGGGCGCAGACCUGCCCUUCUGUAUGCUCCUGUAGUAACCAAUUCAGCAAGGUAAUUUGCACACGGAGGAAUCUAAGAGAGGUCCCAGAUGGUAUUUCUACCAACACAAGGCAGUUGAACCUCCACGAAAACCAGAUCCAAAUAAUCAAAGUAGACAGUUUCAAACACUUACGGCACUUAGAAGUUUUACAGUUGAGUAGGAAUCAUAUUAGGACGAUUGAAAUCGGAGCCUUCAAUGGCUUGGCAAACUUGAACACGUUGGAACUCUUUGACAACCGUCUGACCACUAUCCCCAAUGGAGCUUUCGAGUACUUGUCAAAGUUGAAGGAGCUUUGGUUGAGGAACAACCCAAUCGAAAGCAUUCCGUCCUACGCUUUUAAUCGUAUACCUUCCCUUCGCAGACUAGAUUUGGGAGAGAUGAAGAGGUUAUCAUAUAUUUCCGAAGGGGCAUUUGAAGGCCUUUCAAACUUAAAGUAUUUGAACCUCGGAAUGUGCAACUUAAGAGAAAUCCCCAACCUCACCCCUCUUGUAAAGCUAGAUGAGUUAGACCUUUCUGGGAAUCAUUUGUCUGUUCUCAGGCCAGGAUCUUUCCAAGGAUUAACGCAUCUACAAAAACUGUGGAUAAUGCAUUCCCAAAUUCAGGUGAUCGAAAGGAAUGCCUUUGAUGACCUUCAGUCAUUGGUGGAGUUGAAUUUGGCACACAAUAAUCUCACUCUGCUGCCUCACGAUCUUUUCACGCCUCUCCAUAACUUGCAAAGGAUUCAGUUGCACCACAAUCCUUGGAACUGCAAUUGCGACAUUCUCUGGCUUAGCUGGUGGCUCAAAGAAAUUGUUACCACUGGCAGCACGUGUUGUGCUCGUUGCAGCACACCUCCCAGCUUGAAAGGAACUCACAUCGCAGAACUGGACCAGAACUACUUUACGUGUUACGCCCCGGUGAUUUUGGAGCCGCCAACUGACCUGAAUGUCACAGAAGGGAUGGCCGCAGAGCUCAAAUGCAGAGCAUCAACAUCUUUGACUUACGUGAGCUGGAUUACUCCGAAUGGAUCCAUUAUCACCCAUGGGGCUUACAAAGUGCGCAUUAAUGUGCUCAACGAUGGCACCUUGAACUUUACAAAUGUGACAGCGCGUGAUACGGGCUUGUACACAUGCAUAGUGAGCAACUCCGCUGGGAACACCACUGCCUCGGCGACACUGAAUGUCACUGCCAGCGAUACUGGUUACACGUACUUUUCCACAGUCACUGUAGAGACUAUGGAACCAUCUCAGGAUGAGGCAAGGACCACAGAACACAACGUCGGCCCGACACCGGUCAUUGACUGGGAAACCACUAAUGCAACAACCUCUCUCAUGCCACAGAGCACAAGGUCCACGGAGAAAGCCUACACCAUCCCGGUCACGGAUGCAAACGGUGGGAUUCCAGGGAUCGACGAGGUUAUGAAGACCACCAAAAUUAUCAUUGGUUGUUUUGUGGCCAUCACGCUCAUGGCGGCUGUAAUGCUGGUCAUUUUUUACAAAAUGAGAAAACAGCAUCACCGGAAAAACCAUCACGCCCCUACGCGGACUGUUGAGAUUAUAAACGUGGAUGAUGAACUCACAGCUGAUACUCCUAUCGAGAGCCACUUGCCCAUGCCUGCAAUUGAACACGAGCAUCUAAAUCACUAUAACUCUUACAAGUCCCCUUUUAACCACACAACAGUGAACACAAUAAAUUCGAUACACGGCUCUGUGCAUGAACCUUUAUUGAUUAGAGCAAGCUCUAAAGACAAUGUUCAAGAAACUCAGAUCUGAUAGUCCGCUGUGCACCAGAUUAAGAGCAAAAACAGACAGUUUAUAAAAGGACAAAAAAAAAUAAUGACUGGGCUAAAUCUACUGUUUCCAAUAAAAAAGUGUCUUUACAAAAAAAAGAGAAAUAAUAAAAAAAAGAAAUUUAUUUAUUAAAAAUUCUAUUGUGAUCUAAAA